CUAAAACUGAGGAGUAGUGCGAAGAUUUUAACCAAAAAUUUAAGUUAUUUCCUCUUGCAAUUUUGAAAUGUACAUUUGUAUAAGAGCUUAAAUGUGAAACCUUAAUAACUCAGGAUAAAUCAUGACCUAAAUGAUCCGCCACGGUGAUUUUCAGGUAACUACUCAGUUUGGCAUCAUUUUCACAUGUAGGUAAAUCGGUUUUUCUCAUAUUUACUCUGUAAAAAAGGGAACCACCACCAUAUGGCAAUUAUUAAUAUUUAUUUUAUUUAUUUAUGCGGAUUUACUCACCCCUGUGCUGACUCCUUUGACUUUUGAGUCCGUGUAGUGUUUCUCCAUUUUCUCUGUAAAAUCGAAAGGAAGAAAGGAGCCGUGACGCUCAGAACAGCGACCUCAGGCGCACCGAGACGCGCAGCGAAGCCGCAGAAACAUCAACUAUGGCGCUGUCAACUGUCCUCGAAACGCCCGGAGCUGGGUUUAAUUUUGAAAACGCGACUAGAAAUGCCGCGUUAGAGGGUCUUUUUGAAGGAGGACAAACCCCAAAACCUCUGAAAACUGGAACCACCAUAGCAGGAGUUGUGUUCAAGGAUGGAGUUGUCCUGGGAGCCGACACAAGAGCCACAUCCAGUGAAGUGGUGGCCGACAAGAUGUGUGAAAAGAUCCAUUUCAUUUCUCCAAACAUGUAUUGCUGUGGAGCAGGAACAGCAGCAGACACAGAGAAAACCACAGAGCUUCUGUCAUCCAACCUCUCCAUCUUCUCCCUGAACAGCGGGAGAAACCCUCGUGUUGUCAUGGCGGUGAACAUACUGCAGGACAUGCUGUACAGGUAUCACGGUCAAAUUGGUGCCAACCUGUUACUGGGAGGAGUUGACUGUACUGGGAACCAUUUAUACACUGUGGGUCCAUAUGGAGAUGUAGAUAAAAUCCCUUAUCUUGCAAUGGGAUCGGGUGAUCUGGCAGCUCUUGGGAUUUUAGAAGAUGGGUACAAACACAAUCUAGAGCUGGAGGAGGCGAAGGAGUUGGUACGAGCGUCGAUCCAUGCAGGCAUCAUGAGUGACCUCGGCUCAGGCAACAACAUCGACAUCUGUGUCAUCACUAAGAAAGGAGUGGACUACAUCCGACCCUACCAGGAGUCAGAGUACAAAGAUGACAGGAAAAUGAAAUACAAGUAUCGUCCCGGAACGACGAAGGUCCUGACAGAGAAAGUUGUUCCAUUAAAGCUGGAGAUCGUUCAAGAAACUGUGCAGAAGAUGGAAACAGCCUGAUCUUCAAUAAAACACCAAAAUACAGGAAAUCUCUACAGGCUUUGGAUGUGAUGGUGCAACCGAAGCAUUUUCUGAAACAUUGUCUUUCAUUGUCUCUGUUUUGUGGAAUAAUUCAAACACUGUAAUGGGCUAUUGCAAGAAUUUAAAUGUGUAAAGGUCGUUUAAUACAGAUUAAAAUUUUGAUUACAGAUU
This is a messenger RNA of Gambusia affinis (western mosquitofish), 1454 nucleotides long. Its product is annotated as proteasome subunit beta type-7-like. The record is from RefSeq and is a predicted model, not a curated record. NCBI's taxonomy places the organism in Eukaryota, Metazoa, Chordata, Actinopteri, Cyprinodontiformes, Poeciliidae. The coding region runs from base 435 to 1262 and encodes 275 amino acids. Gene Ontology annotation, cellular component: proteasome core complex. The transcript has 8 exons. Gene Ontology annotation, molecular function: threonine-type endopeptidase activity.